This is a messenger RNA of Lachancea nothofagi CBS 11611, 363 nucleotides long. Lineage: Eukaryota; Fungi; Ascomycota; Saccharomycetes; Saccharomycetales; Saccharomycetaceae. The record is from the annotation of a GenBank genome assembly.
AUGCCUCCAGUCAAGCAAGUAUACAGUCAACAACAGCAGCCAUCAAAUUGGGACAAAUUCAAGAUGGGCUUGAUGAUGGGCACUUCGGUUGGAGUGUGUACCGGUAUUCUUUUCGGCGGUGUUGCCAUCAUAACGCAAGGGCCCGGCCCCAACGGUUACAUCAGAACCCUUGGCCAGUACAUUGCUGGUUCUGCGGCUACUUUCGGUUUAUUUAUGAGUAUUGGGUCAAUUAUUCGUAGCGAAGAGCAGGUUAGUCGCCAGUACAGGGCUAAUUCUAUCUCGAUGCAGCAGAGAGCCAAAUUCGAGAUGUGGAAAGCCAGAGAAACGUACGGGCUAUUUAAAAAAGAGUUCAGAGAGCUUUGA